This is a messenger RNA of Vicia villosa (hairy vetch), 3201 nucleotides long. RefSeq names its product cystinosin homolog. The record is from RefSeq and is a predicted model, not a curated record. NCBI's taxonomy places the organism in Eukaryota, Viridiplantae, Streptophyta, Magnoliopsida, Fabales, Fabaceae. The transcript is spliced from 8 exons. Gene Ontology annotation, cellular component: vacuolar membrane. Gene Ontology annotation, biological process: L-cystine transport. Gene Ontology annotation, molecular function: L-cystine transmembrane transporter activity. The coding region runs from base 2257 to 3087 and encodes 276 amino acids.
UUCAUACACAUUCCCUCUUACAAUCAUUUCAUCAAACAAUUGGUGUGCACUACGAAUUAAACUGAAACCAUAGCUUUGGCAUUAUCCAUCCACAAAUUUCCGAUAAGCUCAGCCAUGAAACACAUCUUACAACUCCGAUUUGUUCAAGUCAAUCAACAAGCUCUUCCAAACUACUUUAUUGUACUCUUCCAUGAUUAAAGCUACGAGAAUUUUGUUUGGGUACUCAUCUUUCAGUUGCUUAAAUUCUUGUACAUGGUUUCAAGUGGUCUAUCACUGAUAAGUUCACAAGAAAGAAAUCAGCCCAAUAAGUCACGGUAUUGAAACAAGGUAAGUUAACAACUUUGAAACUAGGUACGUUAGCUGGAAACGAAGUAACGAGUUGUAAAUUCUUUAAGUGACUAGCUUUGUAUAUAUAAUUUCAAAAUAUACGUUUCAAUGUUUAUUGAAAAUUUCAUGUUCUGCUUAUAUUGGACCUUAUAGAUUGCAUGGAACUAGUCAGAGGCUACCAUACACAUUUGGUGUGAUCAAAAAAAUCAUUUAAUUUUAUACUUGAACCUGCAUUUGGAUUUUUCUCCCUUAUCUUUUUCAAAACUUUUAUUCAUCCCCUUUUAAAAAUUAACUUUUUCUAUAACCAAGAGUAGUGUUCAGAUCCAUUUUUCUCCUUUUUUUUUUCUUCAAAAAAUCACAACAGAGUUAAUAACUGUCCAUAUUUUAAGUAUUUCAAACAUAAUAAAUUUCUCAUCAUGUUUAAAAAUACGCCAUAGUGUUGACAAGAAAAAUUAGAGGAGGUCUUAAAUUUUUUUUUAGAGGAUUGAAGUUAUAAACAACUUUUAGAAGCUAAUCAUGAAACUUCAACGACACAAUUUUUCUCUCUGCGGCAAUGUUAUGGUAUGACUUUGUAAAAGCCUUUCACUUUAUUUGUCCCUUUUGAUGUUUAAUCUUAAAAAGAUAAGUUUGCUUAAAUGUUAUCUUAUGGGCUGAACAUUGCUGUUGGAAAUUCCACUCUUAUUUUGAUCAAACUAAGAUAGCCAGAGCUGUGUAAUACUAGUUUUUUAUGAGUGCAGAAAUAUUGUGAACAUUGUAUUUGAUGCAAAAUCUUUUGACCAUUGUUGUUGGAAAUUCAUACUUUAUUUGCCUUUAUCAUUGGCACUCAACUUAGAAGAUACAUUGCAUAAUCCGUGUGAAAAGCAUAAAGUAGAGAAUCUGAUUCUUAUUUUCAGUAGGAAGAAAGAGGUACCGAAUUUGUGCUUGUGAAGGAGUUUCCUAUUGUUAGGAAAUAUGAGGAUGAGACCAUAUAGUCAUUGUUUGAGAUAGAGAAAGAGAUGCAGUUUGUGUGAGAUAGGGAAAGAGAUGCAGUUUGUUCCUUUGAGGCAUUUUGCCAAACAGUUUACGUUCACGUUUAAACUAAGAGAACCAAAAAGAAAAAGUCAUGGUGAGAAGGCAAAGAACCUUUCCAUUCACUUUCAAAGAAUUCUAAAAUCUAAAUUCAUGGUAAGGAUGCAAAGAAUCUGUUAAGUUUUUUAGUUUUUAUUGUUUUUCAGCUAUUUAACGAGGUUCAAACCCCCGCAAUCUACCUAUUUUUGUAGUGUUGAUUUUAAGUGAUAUGACGUAUCACUUCAGCUUCAUUGUACUAAAUAGAGACAAAAUCAAAAAUAUGGAUAGAAAAAUUUAUGGAAAAUGACUAAAAUUGAAUUUUAGAUUAUUAUAGGGAAGAAAAACAUAUUUAAUCUUAAUAAAAAAAUGUAACAAAAGAAAAGAAUUGUUCUUUGAAUAAAAGAAGGGAAAAUAUUUUUAAAUACAAAAAUCAAGGAAAAAUAUUUGGAUCUAAUCAAAGAAGCAAUGAAUCAGGACAGUUUCUAGGACCAAGUUCAUGGAAAAUUAAAAAUAAAUAUAAAAAUCUAGCAAUGAAGUUUGAAAGUAUGAAACCUCUUUAAUAGGUGGAACCAGAAGUUGAAACAAUCCUUUAAACAUUCAAAAUUAAAUUAUAAAAUACAUAUAAUAUAAUUAAAGAAAAGUAUUUUAUUUUGAAUGAAAGAAGGAAACGUUUUUUGUAAUAAAGAACCAAGGAAAAGUAUUUGGACCUACAAUGAAUGGGGUCAGUUUCUAGGACCAAGUUCAUGGAAAAUAUCUAGCAAUGAAGUUUGAAAGUACGAAACCGGUAGUUGAAACAAACCUUCAAAAAUUCAAAAUUAAAUUAAAUUAUAUAUAAUUGCCUAGUUUAGACAUUGUUCUUUCUCACAAUACAGAGAGAAAGAAAUGGUUCCAUGGAAUUCAUUUGCAUUAGAAAUAAUCUAUCAAGUAUUUGGUUGGUUAGCAUUUCUUUCAUGGUCUCUUGCUGGUUACCCUCAACUCAUUUCCAAUUUUCGUAGAAAAAGUGUGGUUGGUUUAAGCUUAGAUUUUACAAUCUUGAACUUCACAAAGUUCUGGUCAUAUCUCAUUUACAAUGCUUCCCUCUUCUUUAGCCCUGUCAUUCAGAAACAAUAUUUUGAGAAAUAUGGCUAUGGACAGAUGAUUCCUGUAGCUGCUAAUGAUGUUGCUUUCUCUACUCAUGCAGUUAUAAUCAAUUUGAUUGUAUUGUUUCAAUUUGCAAUUUAUGGAAAGGGAAACCUGAAGUUAUCCAAGUAUACAAUUGCGAUAUUUGUUGGUGUGUGGUUCAUUGCUGCUGUUUGUUUUUUCAUAGCAUUGCCUACCAAAUCUUGGCUUUGGCUUAUCUCCAUUUUCAAUUCAAUUCAAGUGUUUAUGACCCUCAUCAAAUACUUUCCCCAGGCAUUAAUGAACUUCAUGAGAAAGAGCACAGAUGGAUUUAGCAUUGGCAGCAUUCUGCUUGAUUUUUCAGGAGGUGUCUUAAAUUAUUCACAAAUGGUUGUGCAAUCUAUAGGUCAAGAUUCAUGGAUGAAUUUCUAUGGUAACAUUGGUAAAGUAAUGAUAUCUUUGGUAUCUAUAGUCUAUGAUACAAUUUUAAUGUGUCAACAUUAUGUACUAUAUCCUCACAAGAAAGUGCUUACUACUUCUGAAAAUUCUGAAGAAAUCAAGAAACCAUUGAUUAGUUCAAGUCCAAUAGAUGAACAAAUUAAUGAUUCUGUAUGAAUCUUAUCAUUCUUUUGUAGAGGUUGGAGGUUCUUUGAGUAUAUAGUGUGCAAAACCAAAAUCAGUCAAUUCAUGUAUCAUAUGUAUAAAUGCUUUUUGAAUACUACUUUCAAA